GAAGGUCAAGGCACGGCCCGAUUGCAGACGCCGGUCGGACCCGGGAUCCCGCCGCCGGUGUUCAUCGAGAGGAGCCACGUUCUGAGCGACCGGUGCAUCGAGUGCAUCUGCCGCGGGAGCAGCAACUGCGACGCCUCGAUCGGAUGCACCUGGAGUGGCGGCCGGCAGUACUGUGGCCCCUUCCACAUCUCGGAGGCGUAUUGGAUCGACGCGGGGAGGGCGGUGGUGGAGGGGGGGAAUCCGCACGCGCCUGAUGCGUUCCGGACUUGUGCGACGGAUUAUCGGUGUGCUGCCAGUACCAUGAGGCUUUACGUGGACAAGUUUCAGAAGAUCGACUUGAAUUUAUGGACUCUCGAAUACAAAGGAGUCGAAUCGCCCCGACAGGACUGCAACGGCGACGGCGCGAUCGACUGCCUGGACUUCGCCCUCCUCCACAGCCAGGGAGGCUACGGCUGCCAGGUCGCGGACCCCGGCGCCAAUCGCCUGUACGCGGAGGUUCGGAGCUGCAUGAGCGGGCCGGGGUUCCCUCCCAUCGGCAUAUCGCAGCGCGCAUCGAUCCUCGGGCUCCGCGCGAGACGGGAAGGAAAAAAAAAAAAUAGGAGGAAUCGGUCACCCGAGAAGGAGCAAUACCUGCGAGGAAGCGAGGAGGAUGUAGAAUGGACCGAGGAUGCAGAAUGGAGGGAGGGGGAAGGCCUUGAACGGGACGCCAAGGCCAUCGACUUCCACCUGCCUCCUCCUCCGGACGCGACUGACCUCGGCGAAGGGUUCGAGGAUUGCGCGAAGGAUCUGUUCUGCGCCACCGAGACCAUCAAGUAUUACAUGCGGAAGUUCCAUGCGGAUUGCGAUGGGAACGGGGUGGUGAACUGCUUGGACUACGCCCUGAUCCAUAGCCAGGGGGGCUACGAGUGCCGGGUCCAAAGUCCCCAGCGGGAUCAUUUGUACAGGGGGGUGGAGGAGUGCCUGAGGAAGCAGCAGGAGGAGUUUCCGGACAUUGAUGUGCGCGUUCGGCCGAAGAAACCGGCGCAGGCGAAGCCUUGAGGAUGGUUCGAGGGGCUCCAUGUUUUGGGAUGUAUUUAUUGAGAGAGAUUCGGGAUGGAUGUAUCUUUAUGUCGGAUCGACUGAAACAGAUAGAUGGAAGCGAGUGCAGUGACCUGGCUUGCGCAGACAACAUUGGCUAUACCGGUUGCGAGGACAUACCCAUCAUCAAUAGGAACCACUACGAGUAGAUUUUCCCUCCUAAAACAAGCUACAAUCAGUUAUGCAACAGAUUGACUUUAUAUUCAUGCAUUUUUUUGGAAGCAAAA
Darwinula stevensoni is the source of this 1304-nucleotide messenger RNA. The record is from the annotation of a GenBank genome assembly. NCBI's taxonomy places the organism in Eukaryota, Metazoa, Arthropoda, Ostracoda, Podocopida, Darwinulidae.